AUUAAGUUCUAGUCUUUAGCGGGCGCAGCUCCGAACGCCUACCGCUGUAUAGUUCGUCUCUGGGUUAAUUACCGAUUGAUUUUACGUUUUUAUACCGUCUGGCUGCAAAUUCAGGCAAAUUUCAUGGCGUCUUUCUUGAUGCUUAAAAGAUGUUUCUAUAGAAACCUUGCACCUUCAUUUCAUUUCAUAAAAGUCCAUAGACCAAUGGUACAGCAAAAAUGUUUCCUAACUGGGACUGGUAUCACAAGAUAUUCCUCAUCUCAUGACUACGUUAUUUGUGGAGCUGGAUCGGCUGGUUGCGUUCUUGCCAAUCGUCUAUCAGCUAGUGGUGAAAACAAAGUUCUUCUUCUUGAAGCCGGACCAAAAGAUUGGACGUGGAAGAUCCACAUGCCAGCUGCUCUUAUUUAUAAUCUUUGCGACAAUAGAUAUAAUUGGUAUUAUGAAACAGAACCUCAAGAGUUUAUGGAUAAUAGGCGGAUCUAUCAACCCAGAGGGAGGGUAUGGGGUGGAUCCUCAUCCCUUAAUGCAAUGGUGUACAUCAGAGGCCAUGCUUAUGAUUAUGAUCGCUGGGAGAAGGAAGGUGCAGAAGGAUGGUCAUAUGCAGAUUGUUUGCCAUACUUCAGGAAAUCUCAGACUCAUGAACUAGGUUCAGAUGAUUACAGGGGGGGUGGUGGACCUCUUCAUGUAUCCCGUGGUAAAUCAAACAACCCUUUGUACCAAGCAUUUAUCGAUGCAGGUGUUGAAGCUGGCUAUCCCUUCACAGAUGACAUGAAUGGCUACCAACAGGAAGGGUUUGGAUGGAUGGACAUGACAAUUCAUAAAGGAUUCCGGUGGAAUACAGCGAAUGCCUACUUGAGGCCUGCACUGAGGCGUAAAAACCUUCGCACAGAGACAAGAACACUGAUAACUAGAUUAGUAUUUGAAAAGAAUCGUGCAUCAGGUGUUGUCUACCACCAGGGCAGUCAUGUGAAAUGUGCCCAGGCCAGAAAGGGAGUUAUCUUAACCUCUGGUGCAAUUAAUACACCUCAGAUCCUAAAUCUGUCAGGUAUAGGAAAUGCAGAUGAUUUAAAAAAGCUUGGUAUUCCUGUGAAUGUUCACCUUCCUGGUGUAGGGCAAAACUUUCAAGAUCAUUUGGAGAUGUAUUUCCACCAGGAAUGUACACAACCUUUAAGUUUGUACCGCUCUCUCAAAUGGUGGAACAUGGUUCCAAUAGGUGUCAGAUGGUUCCUCACUCGGACAGGACCAUGUGCCACUGCACAUCUAGAGGCUGGUGGCUUCAUUCGCAGCAGGGAGGGAAUGUCACAUCCAAAUAUCCAGUACCACUUUCUACCCUCUGCAUUUAAAGAUCAUGGUAGAGUGACAGUAGAAAAAGAAGCUUUUCAAGUCCAUGUUGGCUCCAUGAGGGCAACAAGUCGUGGGUAUGUGAAGAUCAAGUCAACCAGUCCCUAUGACCAUCCAAUCAUCCAACCCAACUACCUGUCUACUGAAGAGGAUAGAGUGGAGUUAAGAGAUAGUAUUAAACUUACGCGUGAGGUAUUUAGCCAAAAAGCUUUUGAUCCAUUUCGUGGAAAAGAACUACAGCCAGGUGACAAUGUCCAAACUGAUGAAGAAAUUGAUGCUUGGGUACGACAGAAUGCUGACACUGCUUAUCACCCAUCAUGCACCUGCAAAAUGGGCUCUGAAGAUGACCCAAUGGCCGUUGUCAACAACAAAACAGAGGUGUUUGGAGUGGAGAAUUUGAGAGUUGUUGAUGCAUCAAUCAUGCCAAGUAUUGUUAGUGGAAAUCUCAAUGGACCAACUGUUAUGGUUGCAGAGAAGGCAGCUGACAUCAUCCUGGGAAAUCCUCCAUUACCCAAAUCAGAUGCACCAGUUUACAAGACACCAGAAGUAGGCCAGAGAUAAUAAUGUUAUUCACUGGUGUGAUAACUACAGAUAUAGCACCCAGAUGUGAUUUCAACAUGCCUGUGUAAGACUUAUCACAAGUAGAGAUGAUUACCUCAAAGUUUAAAGCAAGUCAGGCAGUUUUAAAAACUCUCAGGAGUCAAAAGUUACAGACUGCAAAAUAAUAGCUUUCAAUGAAAAAUGAAAACAAUAAGGUACUGUUAAUUAUUUAUUUGAAGCAACAGUUGUUGUCACCAUGUGGAAGAUGCUUGGGUACCCUGUGGUGACUUCAGUAAUUUCAGUAGCACAGCAGUUGGUUACUCUGAAGUACAUGUAUUUUAAGACUUCUACCAAACACAUGCAAAUUUGGCCAUACCAUUGCAAUGUUAUGUUUUAUUGAACUAUUUUGAUUGUCUUUUUCAUUAUGUUCAUUUAAAGAUCAGUAGGUUGCAAAAUUUGAGUUACAAGUAAUUAAUUUUUCUUUUGCAUCCCGACACAUAUUAAUUUUUCUCUGGUGAUUGUGCAUGUCUACAAGACUCCUUUAACCAAAAGGAACUUUUUGGGGGUCCAAGGGUGUGCUCUCCGACAUAAUUUCCAGGCAAUUGGCUGUGGAACUAUUGACAGGGAAAACUUGAAUAAAGUUUGCAACAAUGUUGAAUACUUCAAAGACA
This is a messenger RNA of Pocillopora damicornis (cauliflower coral), 2552 nucleotides long. RefSeq names its product choline dehydrogenase, mitochondrial. NCBI's taxonomy places the organism in Eukaryota, Metazoa, Cnidaria, Anthozoa, Scleractinia, Pocilloporidae. Gene Ontology annotation, molecular function: flavin adenine dinucleotide binding; choline dehydrogenase activity. Gene Ontology annotation, cellular component: mitochondrial inner membrane. The record is from RefSeq and is a predicted model, not a curated record.